GGCGAUGUCAAGCUGUCGCCUGUCAGGCCGCCGCGCAGGCGCAGAGCCGAUCUGUCAGUCUUCCUCGAAGUCACGCACGCGCACUGGCCUGUUUGUUUAUUAUUAGUGCGCGGAGGGAAGAUGGCGGCGUCCUCCCUGGAACAGAAACUCUCUCGUCUGGAGGCCAAGCUGAAGCAGGAGAACCGGGAGGCCAGGAGGAGGAUCGAGCUGGAGAUCAGCCCGCAGCGUGCACGGCCUAUUAUUCUCAUCACUCUAAGCCCCACGCCCGCUCCAUCCCAGCGAGCAGCGUUACAACUUCCUCUUGCCAAUGAUGGACACAGCCGCUCCGACAGCUCCGCACAUCAUCACCCGUCACUACCUGUCCGGCCACGGCACAUGUUGAACCUGCCACAAACCAACUACUUGACGCAGCGGAGCUUGGAGAGUACUGAAAUUGACCAGAAGCUGCAAGAAAUUAUUAAGCAGACUGGAUACCUGUUAAUUGAUGGACAGAAAUACCAGGCAGAUAUAAAUGACUUA
Molecule: messenger RNA, 519 nt
Organism: Staurois parvus
Lineage: Eukaryota; Metazoa; Chordata; Amphibia; Anura; Ranidae
Source: the annotation of a GenBank genome assembly